UACCAACCACACUGCCACAAGUGCCCUGGCCAAGCCAUUCCUCCUGUGUACAUAGUGUGUACGGUGGGAACAGGCUUUGUUGCGUUUAGUCGUUGAUUGUAUGUCCUCGUGGUUAGUUGGAACCUGGCCCUGAGCCUCGUUUGCACCGUUCUACGUGUUGCCUGUACUCCCGAGUGAUUUGUGCUGAGACCAGGGUCCACUUCGUGUGUGUCUUUAUCUGGUUAAUGAUGAACGAAACGGGAAGUGGAAGCGAAAGUUCUAGUUCUGCGGGAGGUUCCGAUUCUCCCCCGAAACAAGCUGUCCAAAAUGCGAUCGAAAACAGAGCUCAGCGCGAAUAUCGCGAAGAGAUCGUCAAGGACAUGGCAAUCGAGAAAAUGAAGGAAAACAUGGAUAAAAUCGUGACCAAACUCACCAACGACAUCGAGCAGAAGAUGGACAUUGCGGUUGAUGAUCUGUUUACGGAGGUGAAGCAAUUUAAUCUCAAAAACUACGAGCUGAAGCAACUAUUUAACGAAAAACCACGUGUCGAAAGCUCGACACGCGGCAAGAAGGGAGUGCGAUCGGAUGGAAAGCUGCCAGAGAAGGAGUUUGUGGCACGAAACUCGCUCCUAACCGAUCUGUUUGAAGUGAAGCACAUCAAGACGAUCUAUCAUAUUUUUAUCGUUAUUUUGAUCAUUUUGUUCCUCAAUACGGUAGUGCAUGACUUUGUCGACACCGGAAGCAUUAAUCUUGGCUUUCGGCCGAUUGUGGCUGGAUUUGGGAAGUUUCACAUCGCCCUCAUGCUGUGGGCCUGCAUGCAGUUGUCCACUUUUCUGCUUUAUCCUUGCUUUCGGCUUUGGGCCUCCAGUCGGCGAAGCUUCAGACAGGCUUCCGGCUUACGCAGGCUCUACGAUAUCGGUGCCCUCGUGACGUUCGUUGCUUACCAGUGUGCAUUUGUUGUUCUUGCCAUCAAAGGACUCCUGUGGUUUGAUCUUCCACCUGCCUCUUCUGCGGCCUACUUGAUGGAAAUGACACGUUUCCUGAUGAAGGCACACGCCUUCAUACGCAGCACCGUCCCGCGAGCCCUGGCCACCGAUGGAAAGAAGAAUCCUGACUCGAAACCGACAAAUCCGGAUGCACACCGGCCACUGCCCGCUUUCUCGAAGUACGCCUACUUCCUCUUCGCACCAACGCUCGUGUACCGGGACGAGUAUCCUCGUACUAAACAAAUCCGGUGGCGUAUCGUUGCUCGUCAUGCGCUCGAGGUGGUCGGUGUUAUCUUCUACAUAAGCUUCAUAUUGGAACGAUUCCUGGUGCCACUGUUCGAGAAGUUUGGUCACGCCAAGAUCAGUUCCGGUAGCUUCGUCCUGUCGCUGUUCGGUAGCAUCAUGCCAGGUUCGCUAUCGUUCCUGUGUGCCUUCUACAGUUUGCUGCACGCCUGGAUGAACGGAAGUGCCGAGUUGCUGCGUUUCGCCGACCGGAUGUUCUACCGCGACUGGUGGAACGAAUCUACGUUCGCGGGGUACAUCCGGUCUUGGAAUGUAGUCGUCCACGAUUGGCUUUAUACAUACGUGUAUAAGGAUUGUGUGGAGAAUGUUUUUCGGAACUGUCGGCCACUUGCAACGGUGGCCGUGUUUACCGUGUCCUCCGUAUUCCACGAAUUGAUCCUGGCGUUCAGCUUCCGCUUCUUCUAUCCCGUGAUGUUCGUCCAGUUUGAGUUCAUGGGUUUACUGAUGAUGUUCCUGACGCGUGGCAUGGGCAAGGAUGUUGGAAAUGUGCUCCUGUGGUUGAUGCUUUCGAUUGGCAACGGUUUGCAUCUUAGUUUGUACAACAUGGAGUACUAUGCCAGGCGCAACUGCCCCGGAAUCGGGGACUCGGUAGUAGACUAUCUCGUGCCGGUCUCGUGGUCGUGCAACGGCAUCUCGCAUAACCCCAACUGGACCAUCACGGCACCGUGGAGCAUGGAGUGACCGUAACACAAAGUUGUGGGGAUGCGAAGACUGAUUAGAUAUGUUAGGAUAAUAUAUCGAAAGCAUAUAAAAUAAAGACAAACUAAAGUUCCCAUCGAUGAUGUGCCA
Molecule: messenger RNA, 2057 nt
Organism: Anopheles darlingi
Lineage: Eukaryota; Metazoa; Arthropoda; Insecta; Diptera; Culicidae
Product: sterol O-acyltransferase 1
Exons: 5
Coding region: 225-1949 (574 amino acids)
Biological process (GO): cholesterol metabolic process
Cellular component (GO): endoplasmic reticulum membrane
Source: RefSeq, a predicted model, not a curated record